Molecule: messenger RNA, 5707 nt
Organism: Octodon degus (degu)
Lineage: Eukaryota; Metazoa; Chordata; Mammalia; Rodentia; Octodontidae
Gene: Pou2f1
Product: POU class 2 homeobox 1
Exons: 16
Coding region: 1-2307 (768 amino acids)
Biological process (GO): regulation of transcription by RNA polymerase II
Cellular component (GO): nucleus
Molecular function (GO): RNA polymerase II cis-regulatory region sequence-specific DNA binding; DNA-binding transcription factor activity, RNA polymerase II-specific
Source: RefSeq, a predicted model, not a curated record
AUGGCGGACGGAGGAGCAGCGAGUCAAGAUGAGAGUUCAGCCGCGGCGGCUGCAGCAGCAGACUCAAGAAUGAACAAUCCGUCAGAAACCAGUAAACCAUCUGUGGAGAGUACAGAUGGCAACACAGGCACACAAACCAAUGGUCUGGACUUUCAGAAGCAGCCUGUGCCUGUUGGAGGAGCAAUCUCAACAGCCCAGGCUCAGGCUUUCCUUGGACAUCUCCAUCAGGUCCAGCUCGCUGGAACAAGUUUACAGGCUGCUGCUCAGUCUUUAAAUGUACAGGCAAAAUCUAAUGAAGAAUCGGGGGAUUCACAGCAACCAAGCCAGCCUUCCCAGCAGCCUUCAGUGCAGGCAGCCAUUCCCCAGACCCAGCUUAUGCUGGCUGGAGGACAGAUAACAGGGCUCACGUUGACACCAGCCCAGCAGCAGUUACUACUACAGCAGGCACAGGCACAGGCACAGCUGCUGGCAGCUGCAGUGCAGCAGCAUUCUGCCAGCCAGCAGCACAGUGCUGCUGGGGCCACCAUCUCCGCCUCCGCCGCCACGCCCAUGACACAGAUCCCCCUGUCACAGCCCAUCCAGAUCACCCAGGAUCUUCAGCAAUUGCAACAGCUUCAACAGCAAAAUCUCAACCUUCAGCAGUUUGUGUUGGUGCAUCCAACCACCAACUUGCAACCUGCGCAGUUUAUCAUCUCCCAAACGCCCCAAGGCCAGCAGGGUCUCCUGCAAGCGCAAAAUCUUUUAACGCAACUACCUCAGCAAAGCCAAGCCAACCUCCUACAGUCGCAGCCAAGCAUCACCCUCACCUCCCAGCCAGCAACCCCAACACGCACAAUAGCAGCAACCCCAAUUCAGACACUUCCACAGAGCCAGACAACACCAAAGCGAAUUGAUACUCCCAGUUUGGAGGAGCCCAGUGACCUUGAGGAGCUUGAGCAAUUUGCCAAGACCUUCAAACAAAGACGAAUCAAACUUGGAUUCACUCAGGGUGAUGUUGGGCUCGCAAUGGGUAAACUAUAUGGAAACGACUUCAGCCAGACAACCAUCUCUCGCUUUGAAGCCUUGAACCUCAGCUUUAAGAACAUGUGCAAGUUAAAGCCACUUUUAGAGAAGUGGCUAAAUGAUGCAGAGAACCUCUCAUCUGAUUCAUCUGUCUCCAGCCCAAGUGCCCUGAAUUCUCCAGGGCAAGGAGUGGAGGGUUUGAAUCGUAGGAGGAAGAAACGCACCAGCAUAGAGACCAACAUCCGUGCAGCCUUAGAGAAGAGUUUCUUGGAGAAUCAAAAGCCUACCUCAGAAGAGAUCACCUUGAUUGCUGAACAGCUCAAUAUGGAAAAAGAGGUGAUUCGUGUUUGGUUUUGUAACCGACGCCAGAAGGAAAAAAGAAUCAACCCACCAAGCAGUGGUGGGACCAGCAGCUCACCUAUCAAAGCAAUUUUUCCCAGCCCAACCUCACUGGUGGCAACCACACCCAGCCUUGUGACAAGCAGUACAGCAGCUACCCUCACAGUCAAUCCUGUCCUUCCCCUAACCAGUGCGGCAGUGACUAAUCUCUCUGUUACAGGCACUACAGACACCACCUCUAACAGCACAGCCACCGUGAUUUCCACAGCACCUCCCACUUCCUCGGCAGUCACGAGCCCUUCUCUGAGCCCUUCACCUUCUGCCUCCGCCUCCACCUCUGAGGCAUCCAGUGCCAGUGAGACCAGCACAACCCAAACCACCUCCACUCCUCUGUCCUCUCCUCUUGGGACCAGCCAGGUGAUGGUGACAGCAUCAGGCUUGCAAACAGCAGCAGCUGCCGCUCUCCAAGGAGCUGCACAGUUGCCAGCAAAUGCCAGUCUUGCUGCCAUGGCUGCUGCUGCAGGACUCAGCCCAGGCCUAAUGGCACCCUCGCAGUUUGCAGCUGGAGGUGCCUUACUCAGUCUCAAUCCAGGGACCCUGGGCAGUGCUCUCAGCCCUGCUCUGAUGAGCAACAGUACACUGGCAACUAUUCAAGCUCUUGCUUCUGGUGGCUCUCUCCCAAUAACAUCACUGGAUGCAACUGGGAACCUGGUGUUCGCCAAUGCUGGAGGAGCCCCCAACAUCGUGACUGCCCCUCUGUUCUUGAACCCUCAGAACCUCUCUCUGCUCACCAGCAACCCAGUUAGUUUGGUUUCUGCUGCUGCCGCCUCCACAGGGAACUCAACACCUGUCGCCAGCCUUCACGCCACCUCCACCUCCGCAGAGUCCUUGCAGAACUCUCUCUUCACGGUGGCCUCUGCCAGUGGGGCUGCAUCCACCACCACCACCGCCUCCAAGGCACAGUGAGCUGGGCACAGAACUGGCCACCCAAGCCUUUGUCACUGCAGUGGGAUCAGGCUGCCAGCCAGUUAGUAAACUGAAAAUGUGAUCAGCUUCCUUUCACCGUGCUGUGAGGGCAAGGAGACAAAGGAGAGAAGAGAAGUACACAUACCAGAAAAAAACAGAUAACAUUUGCCUAAUUUUAUAAUAAAACACUGUCUUUUCAGGAUUGCUUCAUGGAUUGGAGAACUUUCUAACCAAAAAUUAAAAAAAAAAAAAAAACCAGAAACAAAAAAAAAAAAAAUCAAAAACAAGUAAGUUUUUGUUUGAAAGGACUACGUAUCAUUUCCAGCAGUCAUGAUGACAAGGUGGGUUAUCAAUUCCAGUAUAGGAAGGGGGUUUCUUGUUUAUCUAAAUUUCUUUUUUCUUAAAAAAAAAUCAUUUUUAUGGGUCUGUUGUACAGGCCAUUAAGUCAUGACAAGGUGUUUAUAAUCGUAACAAUUGUGUUGGGGUUCCUUUCUUAACUGGUACAAUUUAGGCAGGCCUGUAUUACUGUAUCUAUUAUUGUUGUUGUUAUUAUUGUUUUUAUAUAUAUAUUAUAUAGAGAGAGAGAGUUUGGACAUGUUUAUCUCUCGCUCCUGGAUCCUGUUUCAGUGAGCUCCCACACUGUGGGGAGGGAGGGUUUGAGGUAAGGGGAGACUUAACGUUCUUAUCUGCGGGGAAUGUUCUUGCUGGUUUCCUUAUCCUUGAUGACUCUUACAGAGGUGCUAGAAAAUUAUUUUCUUUUGCCACUUAUGCAAGAGGCUUGGUGCAGAAGCUGAAGGCAGUGUGUGCAAACACUCCCACUUCACACACACCCCUCCCCCAUCAGGUGGUGCCUUUGGAGCACUUUUGUGUAGGAAGGAAUUCCUGCUGAACUGUAGCUCUCACUCACCCCAAAUCAUGGAAUGGCCCUGAGGCCCAGGUCCUGUGGUGCAAUAGUGCUGCUUUCUGCUACUUCGAAUGGGAAUAGCUGCACAUGUUGCAGGACAGGGUUUGGUUCUAAAGAGCAAAGACUACUGCAGACACCUGACUCGGUGGUUCUCCUGAUUUCUUAUCUCCUGAAAAAUGCUCCUACUGUUGAUUUAUGUUUUUUUGUGUCCCAUUUUAUGACAGUUUUUCAUCCAAACUUUGACUUACUUGGCAGAGAACAAAUUGACCUAUUGAAAUUGGGAAACAUUUCCCUUUUGUUUUCUGAAGGAAUUCUACUAGAGUAUUUCCCAUCCAUUAUAUGUCCAGAAGAGGCUGAGGAGAAUCUGAGGUUGCCACCUUUUCCUCUAGACAGGUACCUAUCUGCUAGGUGGCUUAGAACUUCCUCAAACCCUGAGAUCCUCCUCUGUUCCCUAACAGAGGCACUUACUGGCCAGGCUGUAUUGGGGUUGUAGAACCUUUACAGAAAGGCUGAGCAGGAACUUGUACACACCAUGUCUCCUGGCUUAUCUGGGAUGCUCCUGCUAGGUAUCUCUUUAUUCAUUGUAGAAAGUGAUUAGCUCCUGUUAUUGUUUUCAGGGUGUUUCUAGACUACAUAAAUGAGCCCAUUUUUUAAAAAGCGUGUGAAAUGGAUAAAGAAGAAUGAGAGUAAUUUAAAAAUUAAAUUCCCCUUUUUGCCAGUUAUAUAUCUGUACCAAAAAUGUCCCCAAGAGACUGGAUCACUGCAAUGUCCAUCUACAUCCCUCUUUAGAGUGUAGUUAAAGGUUCCUAUUUGGUGUCUAGUGCUCAAUCUCCACUGAUCCUGAGACUGCGUUUUGUCCCCCUUUUGUGCUGGGGGUUGAAGGAGAGCUAACAAGUGACUUUCCUUCUGAUUGUUUUGCUUGUAGCCACAAGGGAGCUGAGAUUCAUCUAUUUGUCUCUCUUGACCACUGUUCAGAAAGGCAGUAAUAGACACAGAUGUGUACUUUUGUUUGUGAUUCAAGUAGGAGACAGUCAUAUUAAUAUUAAAGGUCAGAAACAUUUUAGUCCCCCCUUUUUUGGGGGGUUGGCUCAGCCCACCAAGGGGGUGGGGCUGGCAUGGCAGAUAGUGUCAGAAAGCUGGUCCCCAGUCCUCUGUGGCUGCUUGAGCUUGCCUAAGCAGGCGCUUUAGACUGCUGAGCUAUUUCACCGGCCCCUUUUAAUCACCCUUUAAAUUUUAUUUCCUUCUGUCUUGUUUCUCAAAGUAUUUAAUUAUUCCCUCCCCACCCAAUUUCCUCUUCAACCCUUUACUUUCCCUCAAAUCCCUCUAAAAUCAGUGAACUGCAAGCAGGGAAACUAACAAAUGUCCAUCCACCUGUUUUUGUGUGGUGUGUGGUAUGUUUUUUUAAUGUUUUUAUUUUUAAACUAAGCUUGAACCAAAGUCAAAUUUUAGCAAGCUGCUGUACUAAUGGACUAGUUUAUAACGUGCAGUUCAGACACAUUGAGGAGAUAGAUGCUACUGACAAUUUCUUUUCCAUUUGUCUUUAUUUUAUAUAAAAGCUGCUGCUUGUUUUUAACCUUUUGUGUUGAUAAAUUGUAAUAUCCUCUGAGCAGACAUUACCUUGAUUUUUAACUAGUUGAUUUAGGUUGUGUGUAAAUAGAAUGGCGGUGUCAGUUACUAAUUUCUCUCCUCUUUAUCAGCUUUUUCUCUUCUGUACUUAAUGGUAAUCUUUUACCAUGACUUGAUGUCUCUAACUUUAGUCUGUGCAGAUGAUUUUAGGGUAGGGCCAUGGAUAACGCUAGAGUUGCCUGUAGUAAAGAGUCCCUCCAAUAGGAGUAUAGAAGUUAAGAGAAAGGAUUCAGGGAGGGAAAUGCAGAAACCCACCAUAUUGGAUUAGAGGUCAUAGCAUUCAUUUCCCCAAAUUGCUACCAAAGGAAGUGUGAGGUCCCAAGGGACACUAGCCCAGUGAGUUAAGAGGAAAGACAAAGAAAGAAAGGCAGUUUUGGUUUUGUUUUCUGUGAUUAAAUGAUCACUCCCAAAUAAUAUUCACCAAUAGGCAUUAAUAUUGAAGAAAAUACUAAGUUUUAAACAUCAGUGUAAUAAUUUAUCAGUCCAUACCCUCUUUAUACCUAGUGUCUAAUCCCCUGUAGGGGGACUGCCUUUCUUUAUGUGGGUCACUUGAUAAGUGUAGAUCUUAAACCAGCAUAAAAAUCUGUUUUGAAAAGAAUGAUUAGAUCUUUAGACAAAGAUGACUUUAAUUUUUUUCUCUUACUUUACAUAUUUAAAAGUAAAUUAUGGAAUAGAAGGUACUUUUUCACAUGUGAAACACUAAUAUAGCUUGUGAGUGGGUGCUUAGUUUCACAUCAGCUUCCUAUCAUUAUCCCUAGGUAUUCUGUUAAUUAUACUUGCUUCAUGAACACCUUAGUCCUUUAUUUUUUACUUUUUAAGUUUUUGUUUGUUUUGUUUUAUUUUUUGUAGUACCGGGGAUCAAACUCAGGA